GGCACGAUUGCAUUGUGGGGAGAGAGGCCGGGACUCCACAGAGACGCACUUCUGGCACCACCAGCUGUUUCUCAGCCCCUGCUAGCAGCCCACCCAGGGCAAUGCCCCCCACAGCAGUCUUGUGCCUGUCACCACUGGCCUGGUGCAGCUGAAGUGAGGAGGUGUGCUUCCCUCUGCUGUUCCCCUUCUCAGCGGACCUUGUGAUGGCUCCCUGGUCUCCCUCCGGCUCCCACCUACUGCUCCUGCUGUCGCUGCUGUGCCCGCCGCUGCCCUUGAGUCAGGCCCAUCACUUCUCUGCACUCAACACUACCUUCAACCAUUUGGCACUGGCGCCUGGCCAGGGCACACUCUACGUGGGUGCAGUGAACCGCCUCUUCCAGCUCAGCCCCGAAUUACAGCUCGAGGCUAUGGCUGUCACCGGCCCUAUCUUCGACAGUCCCGACUGUGUGCCUUUCCGUGACCCAGCUGAGUGCCCACAGGCCCAGCUUACUGACAACGCCAACCAGCUGCUGCUCGUGAACAGCCGGGCCCAGGAGCUGGUGGCCUGCGGGCAAGUGCGGCAGGGUGUAUGCGAGAAGCGGCACCUUAACGACGUGUCCAAGCUGCUGUACCAGGCCGAGGACCCUGGUGAUGGGCAGUUUGUGGCUGCCAACGCUCCAGGAGUGGCCACCGUGGGCCUGGUGGUGCCUGCACCAGGCCAAGACCUCCUGCUGGUGGCCAGAGGCCUGGCGGGCAAGCUGUCAGGAGGGGUACCACCCCUGACUGUCCGCCAACUGGCUGGGCCACAGCCCUUCUCCAGCGAGGGCCUGGGCCGCCUCGUGGUGGGAGACUUCUCUGACUACAACAACAGCUACGUGGCGGCCUUCGCCAACACCCGCUUUGCCUACUUCGUCUUCCGCCGCCGUGGGGCCCGGGCACAGGCCGAGUACCGCUCCUACAUUGCCCGGGUCUGCCUGGGGGAUGCCAAUCUUUACUCUUAUGUCGAGGUGCCCCUCAACUGCCACGGCCAAGGCCUCAUCCAAGCUGCCUUCCUCGCCCCAGGCACCUUGCUGGGGGCAUUUGCUGCGGGCCCAAGGGGGGCACAGGCGGCCCUGUGCACCUUUCCCCUGGCAGAACUGGACGGGACCAUGGAGCAGGCCCGGCGCCUUUGCUACACAGCAGGUGGCCGGGGCCCCAGCGGCACAGAGGAAGCCACCGUGGAGUAUGGUGUCACUUCACGCUGCGUCACCCUGCCCCCUGACUCCCCUGAGUCGUACCCCUGUGGCGAUGAGCACACCCCCAGCCCCAUUGCUGGUCGCCAGCCCCUGGAGGCCUGGCCUCUGCUGCAAUUUUGGCAGCCCAUCAGCGCCAUCGCAGCCCUACAAGCAGAUGGGAACAUGGUAGCCUUCCUGGGGGACACCCAGGGCCAGCUGCAUAAGGUCUUUCUCAAUGGCUCCCAAAGCCGGGUGUACCACUCCCAGCAAGUGGGGCCUCCAGGCUCAGCCAUCAGCCCGGACCUGCUGGUAGACAGCAGCGGCAGCCACCUCUAUGUUCUGACUGCCCAGCAGGUGGACCAGGUACCCGUGGCAGCCUGCCCCCAGUUCCCUGACUGCACCAGCUGCCUCCAGGCCCAGGACCCGCUGUGUGGCUGGUGCAUCCUCCAGGGCAGGUGUACCCGCAAAGACCAGUGCAGGAUGGCAGCCCAGCCCAACCAGUGGCUUUGGAGCUAUGAGAAGGACAGCCGCUGCCUGCAUGUCCAGAGCUUGCUGCCGACCCACCACCCCCGCCAGGAGCAGGGCCAGGUCACCUUGUCUGUCCCCCGGCUGCCCACCCUGGCUGUGGAUGAAUAUUUCCAUUGCGCCUUUGGAGACUACGAUAGCUUGGCUCAUGUGGAAGGGCCCCACGUGGCCUGUGUCACCCCUCCCGAAGACCAGCUGCCCCUUAACCCUCCAGGCACAGACCACAUCACAUUGUCCCUGGCCCUGAUGUUUGAGGAUGUGGCUGUAGCUGCCACCAACUUCUCCUUCUACGACUGCAAUGCUGUCCAGACCUUGGAGGUGGCUGCCCCGUGCCGUGCUUGUGUGGGAAGCCUCUGGCGAUGCCACUGGUGCCCCCAGAGCAGCCGCUGUGUGUACGGAGAGCACUGCCCAGAGGGCGAGAGGACCAUCUAUAGCACCCAGGAGGUGGGCAUCCAGGUGAAUGGCCCAGGGUUUUGUCCUCAGGUUGAGGGCCUGGCAGGUCCCCACCUGGUGCCUGUGGGCUGGGAGAGCCAUUUGGCCCUGCGAGUUCGGAACCUCCAGCAUUUCCAAGGCCUGCCAGCCUCCUACCACUGUUGGCUGGAGCUGCCCGGAGAACUGCAGAGGCUGCCAGCCUCCCUGGAAGAGAUGGCCGGGGGUGCGGGCCUCAUCUACUGCCAGGCUCAGCAGUUCCACCCCUCCAUGGCCCAGAUGGAACUCCCAGUGCCCAUCUACGUCACCCGGGGUGAGGGCCAGCGGCUGGACAAUGCCCGUACUCUUCAUGUGACCCUGUACGACUGUGCCGUGGGCCACCCUGACUGUAGCCACUGCCAGGCAGCCAACAGGAGCCUGGGCUGCCUGUGGUGCAGCCAUGGCCAGCCUGCCUGUCUCUACGGGCCACUGUGCCCACCUGAGGCUGUGGAGCUAUUGUGUCCAACGCCCAGCAUUGACACCAUUGAGCCCCUGACUGGUCCCCCUGAGGGUGGCUUGGCCCUCACCAUUCUGGGCUCCAACCUGGGCCGGGACUUUGCCGACGUGCAGGAUGCUGUGAGCGUGGCUGGCCAGCCGUGCAGCCCUGACCCCUCUCUCUACCGCACCUCUGCCCGGAUUGUGUGUGUGACAUCUCCUGCCCCCAAUGGCACCACAGGGCCAAUCCAAGUGGCCAUUAACAGUCGACCACCAGGCAUCUCAACCCAGCACUUCACCUACCAGGACCCUAUCCUGCUGAGCCUGAGCCCCCAGUGGGGUCCCCAGGCAGGGGGCACCCAGCUCACCAUCCAUGGGCGGCACCUCCAGACAGGAGGCAAUAUUAGUGCCUUCGUGGGCAGCCAGUCCUGUCCUAUCCAGGAGCCAGUGUGUCCCGAGGCCAUUGUGUGCCACACCAUGCCCCAGGCCAGCCCAGGAGAAGCUGUGGUUCGUGUGGUCUUUGGCCAUGCCCAGCGCACACUCCUGGCCAGCCCUUUCCGCUACACUGCCAACCCCCAGCUCCUGGCAGCAGAGCCCAGCGUCAGCUUCCGAGGGGGUGGGCGGCUUAUCCGAGUCAGGGGCAAGGAUCUGGAUGUGGUGCGGUGGCCCCUACUGUCCGUGUGGCUGGAGGCCACGGCCGAGGUGCAGGCUGCAGGGUCCCAUCCCCAGGACCUAAGGAGGAGCUGUGGGGCCCAUGCUGUAGCUCCCCAGGCUUGUGUCUGGCUUGAGGGAGGCUUGCUGCAGUGCUCCACCAUCUGCUCCAUCAAUUCCUCCAGCCUCCUCCUGUGCCAGAGUCCCACCGUGCCAGAUGGGACACACCCCCAGCGGGUCUUCUUCACCCUUGACAAUGUGCACGUGGACUUUGCCAAUGCCAGUGGGGGACAGGACUUCCUGUACCAGCCCAAUCCCCGGCUGGCCCCCCUCAGUCACAAGGGACCUGCCCGCCUCAAGCCGGGCAAUGUCCUGGAUGUGGAGGGUGAGGGCCUCAACCUGGGGAUCAGCAAGGAGGAGGUGCGUGUGCACAUUGGCGACAGCGAGUGCCUGGUGAAGACACUCACACUCACCCACCUGUACUGUGACCCACCCCCGUGGGUCCCACAGCCUGCCAAUGGCUCCAGCACACUGCCACAGUUUGUGGUGCAGAUGGGCAACCUGCGCCUGACUCUGGGCCCCGUCCAAUAUGAGGCUGAGCCCGUGCCAUCAGCAUUCCCCAUGAAGGCACAGAUAGGCCUGGGCAUGGGAGCUGCUGUGCUGAUCGCCGCUGUGCUCCUCCUCACUCUCAUGUACAGGCACAAGAGCAAGCAGGCCCUACGCGACUAUCAGAAGGUUCUGGUGCAGCUGGAGAACUUGGAGAUUGGCGUGGGUGACCAGUGCCGCAAGGAGUUUACAGACCUGAUGACCGAGAUGACUGACCUCAGCAGCGACCUGGAAGCCAGCGGGAUCCCCUUCCUGGACUACCGCACGUACACUGAGCGCGUCUUCUUCCCAGGGCAGGGUGGCUGCCCGCUGCAGCCCGUGUUCGAAGGGCCUGGGGAAGAAGGCCACCGUGCCCCUGUGCACCAGGGCCUCACACAGCUCUCCAAUCUGCUCAAUAGCAAGCUUUUUCUCCUCACACUCAUCCACACGUUGGAGGAGCAGCCCAGUUUCUCCCAGCGGGACCGCUGUCACGUGGCUUCACUGCUGUCCCUGGCACUGCACAGCAAGCUUGAGUACCUGACUGACAUCAUGAGGACGCUGCUUGGUGACUUGGCUGCCCAUUAUGUGCACAAGAAUCCCAAGCUCAUGCUUCGAAGAACAGAGACCAUGGUGGAGAAGCUGCUCACUAACUGGCUGUCCAUCUGUCUCUACACCUUCCUGAGGGAGGUGGCUGGUGAACCCCUGUAUAUGCUCCUCCGGGCCAUCCAAUACCAGGUGGAUAAAGGUCCUGUGGAUGCUGUAACAGGCAAGGCAAAAAGGACUCUGAAUGACAGUCGCCUGCUUCGGGAGGAUGUGGAGUUCCAGCCCCUAACACUGAUGGUGCUGGUGGGCCCUGGGGCUGGUGGGGCAGCAGGGAGCAGUGCAGCGCAGCGUGUGCCUGCCCGCGUGCUCGACACAGACACCAUCACCCAGGUCAAGGAGAAGGUGCUGGACCAAGUCUACAAGGGUACCCCCUUCUCCCAGAGGCCCUCUGUGCACACCCUAGACCUUGAAUGGCGCUCGGGCCUGGCUGGUCACCUAACCCUGUCAGAUGAGGACCUGACCUCGGUGAUUCAGAAUCAUUGGAAGAGACUCAACACCCUGCAGCACUAUAAGGUCCCAGAUGGGGCCACAGUGGGACUUAUCCCCCAGAUGCACAACAGAGGCGCCGUCUGCCAGAGCCUGGCCCAGAGCUGCCCCUCCGGGGAGAACAUCCCCAUGCUGGAGGAUGGCGAGGAGGGUGGGGUCCACCUCUGGCACCUGGUGAAAGGCACUGAGGAGCCAGAAGGGGCCAAGGUACGGCGCAGCAGCCUGCGGGAACGGGAGCGGGAGCGGGCACGGGCCAAGGCCAUCCCGGAAAUCUACCUCACCCGCCUACUCUCCAUGAAGGGUACGCUGCAGAAGUUUGUGGAUGACACCUUCCAGGCCAUCCUCAGCGUGAACCGGCCUGUGCCCAUUGCUGUCAAGUACCUGUUUGACUUCCUGGAUGAGCUAGCAGAGAAGCAUGGCAUCGAGGACCCAGAGACCUUGCACAUAUGGAAGACUAACAGCCUGCUGUUGCGGUUCUGGGUGAACACGCUGAAGAACCCACAGCUCAUCUUUGAUGUACGGGUAUCAGACAACGUGGACGCCAUCCUUGCCGUCAUUGCCCAGACCUUCAUCGACUCCUGCACUGUCUCAGAGCAUAAAGUGGGCCGGGAUUCCCCAGUGAACAAACUGCUUUAUGCCCGGGAGAUCCCUCGCUACAAGCAGAUGGUGGAGAGAUACUACUCUGACAUUCGCCAGAGCUCUCCAGCAAGCUACCAGGAAAUGAAUUCAGCUCUAGCCGAGCUCUCAGGGAAUUACACCUCUGCUCCCCACUGUCUGGAAGCUCUGCAAGAACUCUACAAACACAUCCACAGGUAUUAUGACCAGAUCAUCAAUGCCCUGGAGGAGGACCCUGUCGGCCAGAAGAUGCAGCUGGCCUGCCGCCUGCAGCAGAUUGCCGCUCUGGUGGAGAACAAGGUGACCGACCUAUGAACUCAGUCUGCAGUGGGAACCUGAGGCCCGCCAGUUUGGAGAGCAAUGAGCAGGACCCACCGCCACAGUGCCUUAUGACCCCUGGAUCCAGCCAGCAACAGAAGAGAGGGGCUGGCAGAGUAGGGGGGAACUCCCUGCAACCCCCUCCCCGUCCUGCCCUUCCUCCCCGCCCCCGGCUUUUUUCUAAUUUAUAGCAAUCCUUCCCUCUCCCCCUCAUUAUAUUUAUUUGCUUACUGAAGAA
This is a messenger RNA of Phyllostomus hastatus (greater spear-nosed bat), 6117 nucleotides long. It is a transcript of the gene PLXNB3, whose product is annotated as plexin B3. NCBI's taxonomy places the organism in Eukaryota, Metazoa, Chordata, Mammalia, Chiroptera, Phyllostomidae. The record is from RefSeq and is a predicted model, not a curated record. Gene Ontology annotation, molecular function: semaphorin receptor activity; protein binding. The transcript is spliced from 36 exons. Gene Ontology annotation, biological process: regulation of cell shape; negative regulation of cell adhesion; semaphorin-plexin signaling pathway involved in axon guidance. Bases 204 to 5876 code for a protein of 1890 amino acids. Gene Ontology annotation, cellular component: semaphorin receptor complex.